AUGCGCCAGACUCUUCGCCUUCCCCUGCCCAACAGCGCCAGCGUCCGCCGCCUGCCCACCCUCGCUCGCCUCCCUCGCGCCUCGCCCGCUCCCCGCCACCUCGCCGUGCGCACCCUCUCGACGACGCCCGCCACCAUGUCGCUCUUCCGCUCCUCGCCCCUCUUUGGCUUCCCCGACUUUGACACGUUCCCCUCGUUCUUUGGCGGCGGCGGCCUGCGCAGCUCGGGCUUCCCCUCGAGCCUGCUCACCUCGGGCGGCGGCCCCGCGUCCGACUUUUUCCGCAACGACAACAUGUGGAGCGGCCCCAGGAUCGACGUCCACGAGACGGAGCGCAGCUACGAGGUCGUCGCCGAGCUGCCGGGCUGCAAGCGCGAAGACAUCCGCGUCUCGUCGGACCCGGACCGCAGGAGGCUGACGAUCGAGGGCCAGAUCAGGUCCGAGUACUCGAGCGGCACCGCGGCCCCCGCCCCCGCCGCCGCCGGAGCCGAGGGUGAAGGCCAGGCCAAGGAGGCGACCACCGCUCCCGCCGCCAAGACUGAGCAGGCAAGGGAGGUGGCCACGCAGUCCGCCACCGAGGGCCGCCUGGCCACUCCGCUCGUCCAGGAGCGCGUUUUCGGCAGCUUCUCGCGCUCCUUUACCCUGCCCACCAACGCCAACCUGGCCGACGACAAGGCGCUCAAGGCGCGCUUCCAGGACGGCCUGCUCAAGCUCGAGAUCCCCAAGAAGUCGGAGGAGAUCUCAAAGACGCGCCAGAUCACCAUCGAGUGA
Molecule: messenger RNA, 768 nt
Organism: Pseudozyma flocculosa PF-1
Lineage: Eukaryota; Fungi; Basidiomycota; Ustilaginomycetes; Ustilaginales; Ustilaginaceae
Exons: 1
Coding region: 1-768 (255 amino acids)
Biological process (GO): response to salt stress; response to hydrogen peroxide; response to heat
Source: RefSeq, a predicted model, not a curated record